AUGGACGACUUGAUAGCCAACUCCCUUUUCAUGCAGCAGCGCCCGGCGGCGGCGCUACAAGUAGGAACCUGUCAAGGGGUCCACACGACGCCGGAGUCGGGGAAGUGGAAACGACGCGGCAGCGUUGCGCUACUUGCAUCUUCUCCCCCUUCGGCCGUGCAUGCCCCCCAGGAACAAGGUCGCGGAGGGAAGAACGCAUCGGACCCGCCACAGACGCCCCACAGCAUGCCCCGGCCCUCUAGCAGCAGCGGAGGCCUCUUUGGCAGGAAAAGCACAAUCUUUGGCCGUCGACAGAAGGCUGACACAGACGCGCAAACGACAACGACAACGACAGCGACAGCGACAGCAACAACGACGGCUUCACCCCCGGAUCAGUCAGAAACCAGCACCACCUCCUCACACCGCCGCCGCACCGCUUCCUCUCGCCACUCAAUAUCUUCCUCCGUCACAGACAUUGGGGCAAGCUUACGAAGAUCCACAUCCUUGCGCUCCUCGUCCAACGCUUCCUCCCUGAAGCUCACAUCGCCCUCCACCACAACCCUGGCGACGAUAUCCUACUCCCCCGAAAAGGGCGCCACCGCCGCCAAUGCCUCAAAGCCAACCCUUUCCGUGUCGACAUUCACAAGAAGACAGAGGUCGUCGGACAAUGUCCAGAAGGAGGCCAGUCUCUUCUCCAAGUCCCCUCUAUCGGCGUCGGAUCCGAAGGCCACAGUCGGCAUGACAGCCGUGCCAUUGAGACACGCCCACCAGUCCGGACGGCUGCCAGGAACAGCACAGUCGAACAUCAGCUUUACCCAGAGCAAUGGCAGUCUGGGUCCACCAGCGCCAGUCCUUCCCUCCGCAAACUCACCCAACCCUUACGCUGUCUUCCAGCACAUCCACGACACGGCGUCGAAGCGCAUCGCGACACUAGACUACCUCCGCAAAGUACACGAAGGCCACACGUACUACCUCAACACCCUCCACCUCCCCCCCUCAACCCUACACACCCUCCCCACAUACACGCCCCGCAAGCUCGCCAAGCGCGCAACCCACUACCUGCACCUCGGCUUCUCGCUCCCGACCGUGCUCGACCUAAACUCCGCCUCGGCAACCGAGUACCUCCGCGCGCUAAACGCGCUGCUACUCGAAUACGAAACCUACCAAAGCAUCCACGGCGCCGACGGACAAGCCAGCUCGCUCUCGCGCGGAAAAGUCGCCGGCAUGUUCAAGCGCGCGACGCACGCCGCCGCCUCCACGAAGGCACGGCGGACGAGCUCGGCGGCGGAUGCUUUCCAUCCCCAGGGCAGCAGCGGGGAGGCGGCGGAUGCGAGCAGGCCGUCGACUGGUAGCCUAGGCGGGCCCGGCGCGGGCCCGGCAUCCACGACGGCGUCGUUCGCGUCCGCGCUGCCGAGCGGAGAGGACGAGCUGCUGCCGGGCGAGGAGUACAGCUUCCUGCUGACGCCGAGCCUGCCGUUCGAGCCGGACUUCUUCGAGACGUUCGCCACGCUGUGCGAUGUCUUGAUUGAUUGCUACACGCGUAUCCUGCAGCUGCUGCCCACGCCUGAGGCGCUGGCCGAGGAGGGGAGGAGGGCUGGCGGUGGUGGUGGCGGGAUUGCUGGCGGAGGCGGAGGUGCCGUGGGCGAUUUGUUCGCGAAGGCGGAUGCGAGGAUUAGGAAGACGAUCGUUGCGGGGAUUGUGAGGGAGUUUGAGGGCGCGAGUAGGGAGGGGAUUAGGGUUGAGGUGGCGAGUGUGGGGAAGGUGGUGCUUGGGGGACUCGUUUGA
Coniosporium apollinis CBS 100218 is the source of this 1764-nucleotide messenger RNA. RefSeq lists its product as uncharacterized. NCBI's taxonomy places the organism in Eukaryota, Fungi, Ascomycota, Dothideomycetes. Bases 1 to 1764 code for a protein of 587 amino acids. The transcript has 3 exons. The record is from RefSeq and is a predicted model, not a curated record.